GGUUGGAAAAGAUGGCAGAUCCAGGUUUUCACUCUCGUGCUGAUAUUCCUGACCAUCUUCGUGAAGCAGUCGAUCGUCACAUCUCAGAUAUGUUUCCUGGUGAAAUGCAUAAUGAUUUACGUUCUAAGCUGAAAGAAAUGUGGAAGACUAUCUUCAUUUCGUCGAUGAUAAGAACGGGACGUGGUCUUGCUGAUCAGAUGCGUGAUAUGGUUUCUCUUUUGUCAAUUGAGUUGAAGAAGCAGCCAUGUGCUUGCAAGAGAAAGGAGCCUGAAACUGGAAAUGUUGUUGGAGGUAGUUCUGUGGCACAGAAGGGUGAUGGCAAUGCAGACACUGAUUCUGAUUAUUGUCUUGAGGAUUGUUGUCUUGAGCGUUCGGGGCCAUGUACAUGCAAGGGAAAGGAGCCUGAAACUGAAAAUGUUGUUGGAGGUAGUUCUGUGGCACAGAAGGGUGAUGGCAAUGCAGACACUGAUUCUGAUUAUUGUCUUGAGGAUUGUUGUCUUGAGCGUUCGGGGCCAUGUACAUGCAAGGGAAAGGAGCCUGAAACUGAAAAUGUUGUUGGAGGUAGUUCUGUGGCUCAGGAGUAUGAUUCCUAUGCAGACGGCGAUUCUGAUGAUUGUCUUGAGCUUAAGGAGCUAUCUGGGGAGGAGGAAGUCCUCAUGACUCGCUUUGCAUAG
Lolium perenne is the source of this 674-nucleotide messenger RNA. RefSeq lists its product as uncharacterized. Lineage: Eukaryota; Viridiplantae; Streptophyta; Magnoliopsida; Poales; Poaceae. The record is from RefSeq and is a predicted model, not a curated record.